Messenger RNA from Venustampulla echinocandica, 1356 nucleotides. Its product is annotated as Alpha-galactosidase. Bases 1 to 1356 code for a protein of 451 amino acids. Gene Ontology annotation, biological process: carbohydrate metabolic process. The transcript has a single exon. The record is from RefSeq and is a predicted model, not a curated record. Gene Ontology annotation, molecular function: hydrolase activity, hydrolyzing O-glycosyl compounds. Lineage: Eukaryota; Fungi; Ascomycota; Leotiomycetes; Helotiales; Pleuroascaceae.
AUGUACUUCCAAAGACUUCCGCUCGUCGGCUUCCUUACCACUGCACUGGGACUAAGCUGGAACACCUCAUCAUCAUCAGCCAGUUCACCAACAAUAACGUCGCCUACCCCCAACGAAUGCCCUACGGGGCCGGCGUUGCCAACCAACCCGCACCUGAGUAAUGGACUCGCAUUAACACCGCCUAUGGGGUGGAGCAGCUGGAAUCAGUUCGGCGAUCAAAUCGACGAAAUACUCAUAAGAGAUACCAUUCAGACAAUGGCAUCGAAUGGCCUCAAGGAUGCUGGUUAUGUCUUCGUUAACCUAGACGACGGUUGGCAGCGCUAUAAGGGCAACCGUUCUGCCAACCCACUUGAAGCAGACCCAGUCAAGUUCCCAAGCGGCAUCAAGGCGCUCGCCGAUUUCGCCCACGCACAUGGAUUUAAGCUGGGGAUUUAUUCUGGCCCCGGCCAGUCGACAUGUGCUGGCUACACCGGCAGCGAGGGCCAUGAAGAUGAGGAUGCGGCUAUGUUUGCAUCCUGGGGCAUUGAUCACUUGAAAUACGAUAGCUGUUGCUCGCACGAGCACGCCCCUAAGUCCGAGGUACAGAAAAUUGUAUUGAAGAUGUCAAAAGCUUUACUCGCCCAGUCACAUCCUAUUGUUUACCACGCUUGCCACUGUGGCUGGGCCGAUAUAUGGGAAUGGGCAGCGGACGAGGGUGCUAAUCAAUGGCGUAUUGGCCAAGAUAUCUCAGACGAAUUCAACUACCCUGGGAAUCGCGAGAAGUACUACUUCGAUGUGCUUGACAUGUUAGAUCGUGGCAACGAGCUCGUGAAAUAUUCUGGCCCAGGUCAUUGGAAUGAUUAUGAUAUGCUUAUUGUCGGCCUAAACGGCAAUAGUAGUCAGCUGGUUGGCACAGGAGCCUCUAACAUCGAGUACCGCACACAUUUUAGCAUGUGGGCCAUGGUAGCUUCACCAUUGCUAAUCGGUUCGGAUGUCCGUACGCUGGAUACCUACUCGCUCCAGACCCUUACGAAUAAGGAAGUUAUAGAAGUUAGCCAAGAUCCUCUUGGCAAUGCCGCCGAGACUGUGGGUGUGGGAGAGGAGGCUGGUGGCGACCUGCAAGUCUACGCCAAAGAGAUGUUGGAUGGUAGUUAUGCGGUUGCACUGCUUAACCGUGGUAGUUUCACAGCUGAGAUGAGUAUAAGCCCGCGUCGUGAUCUCACUAUGCCAUGGGACCAGUACCGGUUGCGCGACCUGUGGAAACACAAAGAGGGCACUUAUGAUGUCCCAUAUACGACUGAAGUCAUGCCGCAUGAGGCUAAGGUGUUGCGGCUGUGGCAAGUCCAGGCCAAUGCGUCUAUGUGCUUUUUUCAGUGA